GGAAACUUUCAAAGAAUGAUAGGCGAAGCCUGGGAUUUAGACGAAAGUGGGGCUUGGCUCCUGGUCUUGUUUUCGCGGAGCUUUGUUACCGUUGAACACGGCCAUUACGUUCGGCAAGCUCGCUUGACCGUUGAGCGACCUCGGAUUGGUUGCACCGUUUCUCAAAAAUCGGCAGUUACCGUGAACAGGCUGAUUCUGCCGUUGAUCUUGGGCUUCUCGACAUAAUCUCCACAUUCUGCCGAAAGUUUCGUCGCCACUGGUCAUGCACAAUAGCCACCCAGGAACCACCUUUGCCGGCCCUAUAAAGUCUCGCGGUUCUCGUACUACUACAGAAAAACUAUGCCUACUAUUGGACGUUCGCUGGCAUUCCUGGCCGUGUUGACCGUGGUGUACGCCUACACUUGGCCUUCCAACAUUGACUACCUGGAAGGUCUAAUCUAUCAACUGUCUGGGUAUCGUAGGUUUGGUACCAUCGACGGGGUGAACCCGUGCAGUUUCUCUAGUGCUGGAGAAGGGAGGCAGGCUGCAGCGGAAUGGGUCCGCACUGCAUUCCACGACAUGAUAACGCACAACGCAACUGACGGAACUGGCGGAAUGGAUGCGUCAAUCAUGUUUGAGAUGGACCGACCAGAGAACCCGGGAGCGGCAUUCAACGGGACUAUGAAUUUUAUGAUCAACUUUUACAACAAGCAGACUUCCAUGGCGGACCUUUUUGCUCUGGCCGUUUACCUUGCCGUCGGCAGUUGUGGUGGACCGCAUAUUGCUAUGCGAGGGGGCCGUAUUGAUGCUACCAGUGCCGGGCCUGCAGGAGUUCCAGAGCCAAUGGAUGACUUGGAUACUAUCGUUGCACAGUUUACGACGGCAGGUUUCAAUGCGUCGGAUAUGAUACAAAUGGUGGCCUGUGGGCAUACUUUGGGCGGUGUACAUGGCGUCGACUUUCCCGAUAUCACUGGUAACGACAGCUCUACCAACUUUGUUCACUUUGACGGUACCUUCGACUCGUUUGACACUACGGUUGUUACAGAGUAUCUGGACGGCACUACCCAAAAUCCGCUUGUCGUGGGACCAGACACGUCCAAUUCUGACCUUCUUGUGUUCUCAGUGGAUGGAAAUGUGACGAUGCAGACAUUAUCAGACGAAGAGUCCUUUACGAGCACCUGCAAGGAUAUCCUCCAGCGAAUGAUCGAGGUCGUUCCUUCCUCUGUCACACUUUCCGAUGUCAUUGAGCCGAUUCCCAUCAAGCCCGUAGCGAUCCAGAUGACGUUCGACUCUAGUGGGGCCCUCACAUUUACAGGAGAGAUACGUGUCCUGGUAUCGGACCGAGAUGACACCAAUCUUACGGUUCAGUUGCAUUAUGCUGACCAUGACGGGAACAUUUCCUCCAAUAACACGAUCUCCACCGUAGUGGCACCUCUCACUGGAUACGGUUUCGGUGUGAAUUUCCAGUUCUACACCUUUUCGGCGGCGGUACCGAAUGGUAUCUCGUCCUUCAACGUAUCGGUUACCCCUUCUUCUGGUGGUGAGGAGGUGUACGAUAAUGGAGGAUCUGGGUAUCCCAUACAGGACAACAUCUUUUACCUUUCGUCGCAUUCAUGUCUUGUCCAAGAAGCGGAUGAGAAUGGGAACCGGAAUUUGACAGCUGUUGCUGCGGUCCGGAAUGAUGACACACUGACGAAUCCUUCGUUCGACGUUGUGGUGAAGACGCAGCGCGUUGGUAUACCCGUUCCUUUGUUAGCUGUUGAAUCGUCUGCGAUGGAGGUCUGGAACACGGAUGCCUACGAUGGUUUUACGCUGUACACAGGCCAUUUCAGUCUUCCGAUUUAUUCGCGGUCGACGACGUUUGAUGUGACGGUGGGAGAGUAUUCGGACUCAUUCAAGUCGUCUGGUACAUUGGCAGGUACUUGUUCAUAGUAGUAUCGUUAACUUAGAAUGAAUAGGGCACCGGUAACACAGUUUUUGAGCGCCUCGGACUCGGAAGAGAAUUUUACUUUGGCUGUGGUAUCUAUAUACCAAAACUCGGUGUCAUGCGCCGGGGAACAAAUGACAACUUCGUUGAUUACGCAACGAUAUUAAUAUUAUC
Desarmillaria tabescens is the source of this 2080-nucleotide messenger RNA. Its product is annotated as heme peroxidase. Gene Ontology annotation, molecular function: heme binding; peroxidase activity. Bases 340 to 1911 code for a protein of 523 amino acids. The record is from RefSeq and is a predicted model, not a curated record. The transcript has 6 exons. Gene Ontology annotation, biological process: cellular response to oxidative stress; response to reactive oxygen species; hydrogen peroxide catabolic process. Lineage: Eukaryota; Fungi; Basidiomycota; Agaricomycetes; Agaricales; Physalacriaceae.